Messenger RNA from Sesamum indicum (sesame), 1644 nucleotides. It is a transcript of the gene D-CDES, whose product is annotated as D-cysteine desulfhydrase. NCBI's taxonomy places the organism in Eukaryota, Viridiplantae, Streptophyta, Magnoliopsida, Lamiales, Pedaliaceae. The record is from RefSeq and is a predicted model, not a curated record. Gene Ontology annotation, molecular function: D-cysteine desulfhydrase activity.
UUAAAUUACAGGACACAAAGUAGAAAGAGAAAACUGAAAAAUGUCAUGCUGCAGAUUUCUCAGCUCAACACCGCUGUCUGCUCAGCCCAUCAUCAUCAUCGGUAGUAACAAGAACCUCCUCUCAGACAAAACAACCCAACAUCUACAAAUCGCAUACUCCUCCUACUCUCCUCCUGCAACAACUUAUUCCACCAAACCCAGCAUUCCCAUGGAUUCUAAGCCCACGUUUGACUUUCUCACCAAGAAGCCUUACGUUCCGCCUUCUUGGGCUACGAACCUCUGUCCCCUGCCUUCUCACAUCUUUUCGCUCGGCCAUUUGCCAACUCCAAUUCACAAGUGGAACCUUCCUAAUUUGCCUAAGAACACCGAGGUUUAUCUCAAGCGCGAUGAUCUUUCAGGAAUGCAAUUGAGUGGUAACAAAGUCAGGAAACUUGAAUUCUUGUUGGCAGAGGCAGUGGCACAGGGUGCUGAUUGUAUUAUAACAAUUGGAGGAAUACAGAGCAAUCAUUGCCGAGCCACUGCUGUGGCUGCCAAAUAUUUGAAUCUUGACUGUCAUCUUAUACUACGCACUUCAAAGGCUCUAGUAGACAAAGAUCCUGGAUUGACCGGAAAUCUCUUAGUGGAGCGUCUGGUUGGAGCUCAUAUUGACCUUGUUUCAAAAGAAGAGUAUGCUAAUGUUGGGAGUGUAGCUCUCACUAACACACUGAAGGAAAAAUUAUUGAGUGAAGGCAGAAAACCUUAUGUCAUUCCUGUAGGGGGAUCCAAUUCCUUGGGAACUUGGGGCUACAUUGAAGCAAUUAGGGAGAUCAAAGAACAGCUCGAGAAGGGAAAUGGUGAUUUAGCAUUCGACGACAUUGUUUCAGCAUGUGGGAGUGGAGCCACAGUUGCUGGAUUAGCGGUUGGAUCUUGGCUGAGUGAUUUGAGAGCUAAAGUCCAUGCCUACUGUGUAUGCGAUGAUCCUAAGUACUUCUAUGAAUUCACUCAAGGCCUACUUGACGGAAUUCAAGCUGGUAUUGAUUCACGUGAUAUUGUCGACAUUCAAAAUGCCAAAGGUCUUGGUUAUGCUAUAAAUACAGCAGAGGAACUUGCAUUUGUCAAGCAAAUCGCUCAAUCCACUGGUGUUGUUCUUGACCCAGUCUACAGUGGGAAAGCAGCUUUUGGGAUGAUGAAGGACAUGGCUGAGAAUCCUGCAAAGUGGGAAGGACGAAAGGUUCUCUUCAUCCACACUGGUGGACUCUUGGGCUUGUUCGACAAAACAGAGCAGAUGUCUUCAUUGGUUGGGAACUGGCGUAGAAUGGAUAUCCACGAAUCUGUACCCCGUAAAGAGGGCACUGGUAAAAUGUUCUGAACAUAUCAAGAUCAAGCUUCUCCUGGCUAUUGAUUUUAUUACUCAUUCAAGGAGCGAAGAAGCACACGUUCCGAUUUGUAAAAUCCUUUGCUUGAGGUCCAAGAAUAAAGGGAAGCCUCAAGGUUUCAUGACAGUUUGUUCAACUGUAAGAAAUUGUUUCCUCCCUGUUUCUUGCAUAUGUGGCUGUGGUAAUAACAUCAUAGUGGCUUAUCAUUCUUCUUCUGAGAGAUGAUUCUGUUUUUCUGGGGCUUGAGCCCUCAUCUGGUGAUUACUAUGCAUCUAAGAAAAUUUUGCAA